Lotus japonicus is the source of this 1072-nucleotide messenger RNA. Its product is annotated as putative glycine-rich cell wall structural protein 1. The transcript has a single exon. The coding region runs from base 178 to 774 and encodes 198 amino acids. NCBI's taxonomy places the organism in Eukaryota, Viridiplantae, Streptophyta, Magnoliopsida, Fabales, Fabaceae. The record is from RefSeq and is a predicted model, not a curated record.
UACCCCUCACUUUUUUUGCAUCCCAGAACAAGAAGCAGUACUCCAAUACAUUUUCUUGCUAUUGUUUGCCAUUGUUAGUGUGUGUUUUCUUAUACAGAAAUCAUACUCAUAUCAUCACAUUCUCAUUUUCAGAACUUCUGUUAUUAUCAUCACGUAUUGAAUUUGUGGCGGUGUAAGAUGGCCAGCUCCAAGGUUAUAGGAGCUGUUUUCAUUGUUUUCCUCAUUGUGGACAUUGCCUUUGCUGUUAGGGUGCCAGAUAAGUUACUUGGUGGAAGAGGUGGUGGAGGUGGUGGUGGUGAAGGAGGUGGUGGUGGUGGCGGCGGUGGUCUUGGUGGACGUGGUUAUGGGUAUGGUUCAGGGUCUGGUGGGGGUGAAGGGUAUGGUGGUGGAGCCAUAGGAGGUGGAGGUGGUGGUGGUAGAGGAGGUGGUGGAGGAGGUGGUGGUGGGAAUGGUGGUUCAGGGUAUGGCUCUGGGUCAGGGUAUGGCUCUGGGUCAGGAUACGGGUCUGGUGGUGGGAAAGGAGGAGGUGGAGGUGGUGGGGGUGGCAGAGGUGGAGGAGGUGGUGGAGGUUCUGGGGGUUCCGGCUAUGGUUCUGGUUCUGGCUAUGGUGAAGGAGGUGGCUAUGGUGAAGGAGGAGGAAUUGGUGGUGGUGGUGGCGGCGGUGGAGGAGGUGGUGGUGGAGGUGGCGGUGGUGGUGGUAAUGGAGGGUCUGGUUAUGGCAGUGGGUCUGGCUAUGGUUCAGGAUCCGGGUCUGGAUGGGGAGGAAAUCAUUGAGUUCCCUUAAACGUAUGAAGAGUUGUUUAUUAUUUUAAUAUUCAAUCUUAUUUCGAUCGAUAUAUGAUGUAUUCAAAAUAAAGCAGUGUGAUCCUUCCUGCAUAUAUGGUGGUUUUAUAGUUAGUAUUGUGGUUACUAUAUAGGUGUUACAGUGUAUGAUAUAAUGAUAAUCAUUGCAUGUGAUAUUGUUAUCAAGCUUCACAUUAAUUAAUAUAUAAAAGAACAUUGGUUUGGAGGAGUACCCUACUGGUUUGGUGGGAAUACUUUCCUCUGAUUUGAGUAGUUCUCAUUAAUGAAA